Messenger RNA from Vitis riparia (riverbank grape), 1508 nucleotides. RefSeq names its product serine/threonine-protein kinase ATG1t. The transcript is spliced from 8 exons. Gene Ontology annotation, molecular function: protein serine/threonine kinase activity; ATP binding. The coding region runs from base 162 to 989 and encodes 275 amino acids. Gene Ontology annotation, biological process: peptidyl-serine phosphorylation; protein autophosphorylation; autophagy. NCBI's taxonomy places the organism in Eukaryota, Viridiplantae, Streptophyta, Magnoliopsida, Vitales, Vitaceae. The record is from RefSeq and is a predicted model, not a curated record. Gene Ontology annotation, cellular component: autophagosome; cytoplasm.
GGGGUUGACACUUGAGAAUAGGGAUGGAGACAGGAGCGUCUGGAUCUUUCCCUUCUCUUCCUUCUUAUCGUUUUACGCCCACUCUUUUUCCAGAAUUCCAUAUGGUAUAGUUUGCAGAGCUUCCUAUUUACAUUGAGAAGAGUGAUGUGGAGUUGAAGACGAUGGAUCCACCAUUCACCAUAGGAGAGUAUACGGUGAGGUCCAAAGUGGGACAAGGGCCCCAAUCAACAGUUUGGAAGGCUGAGCAGAAAUGUAGCGGUGAAGUAGUGGCUUUGAAGCAGGUCUAUCUCUCCAAACUCAACCGUAACCUCAAGACCUCCCUGGACUGUGAGAUCAACUUCUUGUCUUCUGUUAGCCACCCCAACAUCAUUCGCCUUCUUCAUGUCUUCCAGGCUGAAGGUUGCAUAUUCCUGGUCCUGGAAUUCUGCUCUGGGGGAGAUCUAGAGUCUUACAUUCGGCACCAUGGGAGAGUUCAAGAAUGGGUUGCCAGAAGAUUCAUGCAGCAGCUUGGAGCGGGUUUAGAAGUGCUACACUCCCACCACAUCAUUCACCGAGACUUGAAACCUGGGAACAUUUUACUGUCGGGUCCUGAGAGUGAUGUGCUGCUAAAGAUAGCUGAUUUUGGUCUCUCUCGAACUGUACAUCCAGGUGAACAUGCAGAGACAGUUUGUGGGACUCCAUUAUACAUGGCUCCAGAAGUUCUGCGAUUUAAAAAAUAUGAUGAAAAGGUUGAUAUGUGGAGUCUUGGGGCAAUUCUUUUUGAACUUCUUAAUGGCUACCCGCCUUUUUGUGGGAGGACUAAUGUUCAGCUGCUGCAGAACAUUGAAUCAUGUAAAAUGCUUCCAUUUUCUCAGCUCAUCUCUCCAGGACUGCAUCCAGAUUGUGUUGAUCUGUGUACAAAACUAUUGUCUACAAAUCCAGUGCACCGCCUGUCCUUUGACGAGUUUUGUCGGCAUAGGUUCUUGAGAGGAAAAGGGCAGGGGUGGUAAAAGCAACUCAUGGGUACUCGAAUGUUGCACAACUUCCCUCAAGGUAGAGUUCCUCAUGAAUAAGCUGGACAUUAUCAAAAUCAUCAAAGGCAUAGUCAAUAAACUUGUCAUAAUCAGUGCUUCAGCUGCUAUUUCUGCUCCACUUUUCUCUGCAAAGCUUGUAGGCUUAGAUCACAUCUGAAAGACGUUAUACCUCACCCCCUGCUGCUUUCAAACAUAUUUUUGACCUCAUUCAAGCUGCACUCCUCGAUUUUCUUUCUUGAUUUUGAAUGCAGAAGGUGAUUCUUUAUGUGCAUGUGGUAGGUUAUUGCUUGCAUGACCCAUGAAUCGAUUUCCAUAAUCAUCAUGGGCAUGCUUCAAUUAGAGAGUGAACUAGUUUGGUACUGGGACUUGUGGGUUUUGUUAGCCUUGGUAAAUGCCUGUUCUUGUAAAGUGGGUUUAUGUGUAUGAACUUGUAUCAUUUCACUGCACAGAAAUGUUUUCCUAUUAAUAGCAUGUUUACGAAGUAGAUUUCUGGGA